Salvelinus sp. IW2-2015 is the source of this 2972-nucleotide messenger RNA. The record is from RefSeq and is a predicted model, not a curated record. NCBI's taxonomy places the organism in Eukaryota, Metazoa, Chordata, Actinopteri, Salmoniformes, Salmonidae.
UCUGGGGUUCUCAGCUUCACAGCGCCUCAGAAAUGGUCAAAUGUGAUGACCAGGGUCAGGACCACAGCAGUUCGUCCUGUGAGAUCCAGCUGUCCACCGGGAAAAGUAAUGACCGUCUGUGGUACAUCAACCCCAUCUUCAUCGAGGAGUACUGCAGCAGCCUGGAGGCCUCCACCCUCGUCCCAGCUCCCAUCCACAGGAGCCAGAGUCUGAACACCCCAGGCCCGGUGCAGGUGCAGGUACCCCCCAUGUUCAAACGCCCCCCACCCAGGCCCCCAAAUGUCCCAGAGGGCUUGAUUCUGUCACAGGGGGCUAAGCAGGGUGCCAGAGGGGAAAGUGUCUCCCCCAGGUCUCCACCGCCACCGCGAACAGUAAUAACCAAGGCAGCAGGUCAGAAAGCGGAAGGAGACAGCAGCAAAGACACUGAGGGAGAGGGAGCUGCUUCUCAACUCGUCUUGGAGAAAGCGGUGUCAGUUACUGUUACUGACUCAGUAGCAGCUACUCAGUCUCUACAGCCACUGUCACCGCACAGAGGAACAACAGGACAGAAACACCCAGCACCCCGACCACCCCCACACAGGAUACCACUCGUACCCCUUCGGCGGAAACCCUCAGAGAACCGUCCCUCAAUCCCGGGACAGGAGGGCGGUGUUGGUCCAGUGCCUGUUGCUUCACUGGUCUGCAUCGAUGACACCACUAACAUGGCAGAGGAGAAGUUAGGAGUGGAAUCCCAUGCUGGUGAGACAGAGACACUGCAGAACAAAGGGACAUCAGGGGCUUCAAACAUCAGUGAGGUUGUUACCGUGGCUACAGCCCCACUGACGAAGAGGGCCGCACAUCCAGUCCCGCCUCCCAGGAAGAAGAAACCCUCUCAGUUCACGCCCACCAGUCCUCUCUCCCGAAAUGUGAUAAGUGGAGGACUUCUGUCAAUCAAUUCAUCAUCUGAUACCCCCCAGAACUCCAGCACCCCCUCGCCUGCCUCGAGGCCGACCUCCAUCCACGUGGGGGAGGCCAGGGGGACAGAUGUGUCCUUGUACUCCCCUGAUGGUGAAGCUGCCUUCCCUGCCCUGGAACAUGACUCCUACUCCACCAGCAGUACAGAGGAGGAGGCUGACACUGUGGCCAGCAGGGCUGUAGGGACCGCUGGGACCGGUGGGACCGCUGGGACCGCUGGGACCAACAACACCAAGGUGUCGAUGAAGAGGACCCCUACCAUCAUGCUGGACCGAGCCAAGCACCGCCUCUCCAGCGUGUUCACUAACUUCAUGAACAUCGACCACAAGCUCCAGAAGAGAAUCCUAGAGCUGUCCAGGGACGGGAGCUCCUACUUCGGCACCCUGGUGAAGGACUACAGGGUGUAUAUCCUGGAGACCAUGGGGAAGCACAGCUCCAGCACUGAGCUGCUGCAGGAGAUCAGGCAGAUGAUGACCCAGCUGAAGAGUUACCUUAUCCAGAGCAAUGAGCUACAGAACCUACUGGAGCCCAACAUCUACACAGAGGACAAAUUAGAGGUGAUUAUUGAGGCUGCCCUGUGUAAGGCUAUGCUGAAGCCUCUGAGGGAGGCUGUGUAUUCAGGCCUGAAAGACAUCCACGCCAGGGACGGCUGUCUGAAGAGACUGAGGGAGAACCAGAGUGUCGUCCUGGGUACCACCACCACAGAACUGGGGAUCUCCACCAGCGUCCCAGAGACCCCUGUCAUGGAGAAGAUCCAGCUGAAGUUGAUGACCCUCCACCAGGAAUACUCCCCUCAGAAGAAGAUUGAUCUGCUCCUUAAGACCUGCAAGAUCAUCUAUGAAUCCAUGUCUAUAGGCUGUCCAGGGAGAGCCCAUGGUGCAGAUGACUUCCUCCCGGUGCUGAUGUACGUCCUGGCCAGGAGCAACAUGGCUCUGCUACUGGAUGUGGAGUACAUGAUGGAGCUGAUGGACCCUAUCUUGUGUGUGUCACCAGGCUCCUACUACCUGACGACUACGUAUGGAGUGUUGGAGCACAUAAAGAACUAUGAGAAGCAGGUGGUGACACGGCAGCUCAGUCUGGAGAUCCAGAACUCUAUCCACCGCUGGGAGAAGAGACGCACCCUGAACAAAGCCAGCGUGUCACGUUCAUCUUUUCAGGACUUCAUCAACGUGUCAUUCCUGGAGGCGGGGUGUAACACUAAGACCCUGAGGGUCCGCCCCAACACCACAGCCCAGGACCUGUGUGCCCAGUGUGCUGACAAGUUUGAGGUGGCAGAGCCAGAGUCCUACAGCCUGAGUGUGCUGGUGGAGGGCCACCACCAACUCCUGGCCCCUGAGGAGUUCCCCCUCACUAUCAAGUCCAGUCUCCACCACAGUCAGCCCCUCAAGGAGUACUACUUUGUCUACCGGCCUGGAAGGACAGAGUCAGAAGGACAGGAGGCAGAAUCCCAGGAGGCAGAAUCCCAGGAGGCAGAAUCCCAGGAGGCAGAAGGACAGGAGGCAGAAGGACAGGAGGCAGAAUCCCAGGAGGCAGAAGGACAGGAGGUGGAGAGCGAGGAACCAGCUCCCGCAGCCGAGCCAGAACCUGAGGAGGAGGAGAGUCUGAUCGAGAUAUGAUGAGAUCAGUGUGCGGGUGCGUGGGUGUGUGCGUGCGUACAUGCAUGUGUGGGAUAAAGGAUCAAGAAGCUGCUCAAGUGAAUACAAUGGCUUCUGCCUCAAUCAUUAUAGCCAUUUUAAAUGAGAUAUUGGUUUUAGCCUUAUACACAACCAUAUAGACAAUGUUUAGGUCUGCCCUUGACAACGUGGAUACAUUCUGAAAGAAGAGAACCACCAUCAUCACCUCACCUUGAUCUUCAGGUCUAAAUAUCAAAUCACACAACAGGAGACUCAAGUUUACUUUAGCUUCCAUACAGAUGUGCUCUGUCUUAAUUUGAUCCGUUUCUCACAGCAGGACAAUAAUCCUGCAGCAACAGGAAAUGUGAAUUAUUAUGUGUAUAUUAUUAUUAUAAUUAAUGGAUA